AUGGCGGUUGCCAUUCCGAAUCUCCCGGCUCCCACCGCCGCGGGCAAGCCGGACUUCCACACACUAGUUUUAUCCUGCAAUCGCGAUGGCAUGGAAGCGUUGCGAAAAGGACAGUCCAAAGCUGCGUUCGAGCAGUUCAAGUAUGCGGAAGCCGUUCUUAUAGCAAACCAGGCUGAAAGUGGCACGAGCCUAGCAGCUGUGACCUGCAACAACCUGGGAUGCUACUACAAGAAGGUUGGCAAGCUGCAUGGUGCUUUGAGCUAUCUUCGAAGAGCCCUGCAGAUGGAGGUGGACUUGGGCACUGAUGAAGUCACGCUCGCAGGGACUCACCUGAACAUCUGCGCUAUCCUCUCCAAGUUAGAGAAGCAUGACAAGGCGGUUCAGCAUGCUCUACAAGCCUUGGAGCUGAUCGAUCGGAAGACGAGCACUGCAGAUCCUGCGGAUGUGUCAGCAGACGAUUUCUCAGUUCUCGCCAUCGCGUACCACAACGUGGCUGUUGAGCGAGAUCUGCUGCAGCAGUACGACAAGGCGGCAGCGGCCUUCUUCCAGGGCUUUCAGGUGGCCAAGCGUUGCCUCGGCGAGGACCAUCCGCUCGCCGUGACGCUGGGCAAGAACGCAGAAGCAGUGCUCUUGAAAUCCCAGAGGAUGACCAAAGUUAGCUCUGCCACAGCUACCGCGCGGAAGCCCGUGAAGGAUGCAGAUCUGGAGCGCUUUACAGCAGGGAUGACGGACAGCCCGUCUCUGCCAGCCGUGCCGUCGGCCAAACCCGAAGCAGAAAUCGAGGAGGAUCCUUCGAUGACGCAGCGCACCAUUCGACAAGAUGCCGCGGAGUGGGUGCGAAGCGAGGAGGGUGCAUGGUCGAGCUUUGCGAAGACGGCUCUGGGACCGGCAGAGGCACGCAGCCCGACCACUGCGACGGCGGCCGAGGGCGGCCUCAGCCGGCCCGCUUUGCCUGGUCAGGCUCGCGAUGCUUUGCGGGAUGCCAGGUUGAAGGACUUGGGAAUUCCUUCGCUGACAAACACUGUAGGCGGGAUUCCGUUCAGUGCCGCCACGGUGCCCAAGCCGCCCGUGGGCUGGGUCGGCUCGAAGAAGACGCCCCUUGCGCAG
Symbiodinium sp. CCMP2456 is the source of this 1107-nucleotide messenger RNA. The record is from the annotation of a GenBank genome assembly. NCBI's taxonomy places the organism in Eukaryota, Dinophyceae, Suessiales, Symbiodiniaceae.